AUGGCCGUGAGUGGUCUUGUGCCAUGGAUUGCAGCCGACUGGCAGUUCCGCUCGCGACCGGACCUCGCACCUCCGAGGCUCAACAUCACCAUCCCAGCUGGAAACUCAGGGGGAAAGGGGUUCAUUUUCGUCGCCCCCUAUGCCGGCUUUGAGCAAGGCAAUAGCGGACCGAACCAACCGGGAGCUUACAUCUUCCGAGAUGAUGGGGAGCUCGUAUGGUCUAGCAUUGGCUACUACGCCGGCUGGGUCGCCAAUUUUCGCCCCGAUACUUGGAACGGAAAGCGAUAUUUACGCGGUUUCCAAGGUCUGCUUGAUGGGCAUCACGGCCGCAUGUUUGGAUAUCAUACUCUUUUAGGUUCCGAUUACGAAGUCGCUAAGGUGCCUUGGGGAGGCAGUGAAGACCAGAACUGGAUCAUCUCCGGGGGAUUCCAAGACACCGACAUCGAGACGGGUGAGGUUGUAUUCGAAUGGGAAAGUCUCGACCACGUAGACCCGAAGUUCAGUGCAUUCCCGCUCGACUUUGGCGAAGGUCUCCCAGGAGGCGGCAAAACCGAGACUGAUGGGUGGAACUACUUCCACGUCAACAGCGUCGACAAAGAUGACGAGGGCAACUACCUUGUAUCAGCACGUAACACGGCGGCCGUUUUCAAGAUCAAUGGCACAAACGGUGAGAUCAUCUGGCAACUUGGGGGAUUCCACGGAGGUUCUUCCUUCACUCUUCCGAAGGAAGAUGUCUUUGGCUACCAGCAUCACGCACGGUUCCGCAGUCGUUCGUCUGACGGAAAUAUUGAGGUAAUUUCGCUCUUUGAUAACGGCGCGCACUCUGCAUCAGUAAAGACAAACCCGUUCUCUCGCGGCCGGAUCUACCAGCUCAACCACACCGACGGCACAGCCAAGGCUCUGAAGACAUACGAUGCUCCGGAUGGGCUAUCGGCCCAUACCCAAGGAAAUCUCCAAGUGCUUCCUAACGGCAACGUUUUCAUCAACUGGGGCCAGGCAGGCGCGGUGACCGAGUACAGCAAUGAUGGUGAUGUCUUGUUCCACGCGUACCUCGAUUCGGCCCCCGUGGGCAAUUUGGUCCAAAGUUAUCGCGGGUUCCGCUUCAACUGGACUGGCGUGCCCACAGAGGAGCCGGCCAUAGUUGCUUUCAGAGGCAAGGGCUCUGUCAUCAACAAGUGCGGCGAAGGACAGUUUUCUUCUACUAGGAGAAACUAA
This is a messenger RNA of Colletotrichum fioriniae, 1215 nucleotides long. Lineage: Eukaryota; Fungi; Ascomycota; Sordariomycetes; Glomerellales; Glomerellaceae. The record is from RefSeq and is a predicted model, not a curated record.